UGAAUCAAAUAUUGCACUGAGGUUUAUAAAAGUUAUAAAUAUCUGUCUACCCUUAUUGGUAUCUUUUUCUAUUAAAUAACAUAAAAUGAAAGAGUUAAAACCACUUUGCUUUUUGGUAGAAAGCCCUUUUCUAUUACCCAGUCCUCAUUCUUGUAUCAAAAACAUUUGGCCUAUAAUUUUGCUAUGAUAUCAAUGAGACUAACCAGUCUAUAAUUCGAAGGAUCAUCCUGAUCAAGCUUUUGCUAAAUGGGGACCACAAUAGAGACCUGCCAACCAGAUGGAAUUGGCAGGAAUUAUUUAUUUGGGUAAAUAAACUUGCAGAUAAGGGAGCUCACCAAUCAAAGUGACAUUACAAUAGGGGUAGAAAACGUUUCUUAGGAGACCUUCAGAAUGUGAAUGACUCCUCUAGUCUCUCAUUCAGUUCCUGGAGUCUAGGGUGGAGUAGUACAGGAGUACAGGCCAUCUGUAGAACAUUUUUUUGGAUCCUCCAGUCUAAUACAACUUGGGGCAGUAAAUAAUUGGAGGUAAUAGUCCUCUCACAUGGAGGCAGGUAUAGAGAUAUCCAAGGGGAAUCUACAUUCCUUCAAUGUUCAACCGAAUGCAAAAUCAAAAGCCUGUAAAACGAUAUGGAAAUAUAUACACCAUGAGUGUUGGACCUCAACUUCUAGUAGUGCUGUCUGGAUUCAAAACUGUGAAAGAAGUAAUGACCAGCUUCCCAGAGGAAUUCUCUGAUAGAUCAGAGGAUGCUUUCAUGACUGCUUUGGGGAAAAAAAUGGGUAUUGUUUUCUCCAAUGGCCACAUCUGGAAAGAGCAGCGACACAUCGGCAUCACUUCUCUGAGGAAGCUGGGCCUGGGGAAGAAGAGCAUUGAGCAUCAGAUAGAAGACACAGCUCAGACGUUGGUGGAAACAUUUAAAAAAACAAAAGGAAAGCCAUUUGACCCUUCAAUUCCAGUAAUAAAUGCAGUUUCUAAUAUCAUAUGUGCUUUGAGUUUUGGUCAUCAGUUUGCUCCUGAAGAUGAAAGCUUCCAGAAGCUAAUUCAAGCCAUUGAAAUUAUUGUGAAAUUCACUGGCAGCUUUUUUCAUAUGAUGUUUGUUGUCUUCCCACGAUUAAUCAGCUACUUCCCAGGGCCUCACAAGAAGGCCCUGGCUGCUAUGGAAUUGAUUGUGUUGUUUGCAAAGCAGAAAAUAGAGAAACACAAAGAAUCCAGCUCUCUGCAUGAGCCACAAGAUUUCAUUGAUCACUAUCUUCUUCAGAUGGAGAAGAGCAGGAAUGAUCCCAACUCUACCUACAAUGAAGAGAACCUGGCUCAGUGUAUUGUUGAUUUUUUUGCUGCUGGGACACAGACAACCUUGACUACUCUGAUGUGGGCACUGCUCCUCUUGACCAAUCAUCCCGACAUCCAAGAGAAAGUCCAGAAAGAGAUUGAAGAAGCCUUUAGUUCCUCGGUCUCAAUUUUCUAUCAGGAUCGGAAGAAGCUGCCCUACACCAAUGCCGUGAUUCAUGAAAUUCAGCGUUUAAAAUAUAUUUUGCUAUUUGGGCUUCCCAGGCAAAGUACAAAAGAUGUGACGAUGAAGAGUUACCACAUUCCAAAGAGGACCAUGAUUUUGGCAGACCUGCGCUCUGUUCUUCUUGACCCUGAACAAUGGGAGACGCCUGAAGAAUUCAACCCAAAUCACUUUUUAGAUAAGGAUGGGAAGUUCAUGGAACGAGAAGAGUUUCUGCCCUUUGGAAUAGGUGAACGCAUAUGUGUGGGAGAACAGCUGGCAAGAAUUGAGAUCUUCAUCUUUCUGACCAAUCUGUUGAGGGCCUUCAGCUUCCGAUUGCCUGAAGGAGUGAAAGAACUCAUUGAAACCCCUAUUGUAAAGGUGUCAAUGAAACCACAUCCUUACAAACUGUGUGCUAUUCCCACAACGGCUUAAAAUUAAACCCCAUAAAAAGCAUUAAAUUAUUACAGAAUAGGUAUUCAGUAUGACGAAUGUUUUCUCUGUACCUAUUCACUUAACAUUGUGCUUUGCUUCUAUUUACUCAAUACUGAAACUUCUUUAACCUAUUGCUGGGGUCACACAACAUACCUAACAAGGUCAACCAAUGAUUAUAUUUGAAAAAUGUUCUAACUAAUCUUAUCAUGCUUUAUCUUUGUUUCCUUUUGAAUGCCAAUAAAACAUAUUACU
Messenger RNA from Crotalus tigris (Tiger rattlesnake), 2173 nucleotides. Its product is annotated as cytochrome P450 2J2-like. The transcript is spliced from 9 exons. The record is from RefSeq and is a predicted model, not a curated record. Lineage: Eukaryota; Metazoa; Chordata; Lepidosauria; Squamata; Viperidae. Gene Ontology annotation, biological process: arachidonate metabolic process; xenobiotic metabolic process. Gene Ontology annotation, cellular component: cytoplasm; intracellular membrane-bounded organelle. Bases 587 to 1921 code for a protein of 444 amino acids. Gene Ontology annotation, molecular function: oxidoreductase activity, acting on paired donors, with incorporation or reduction of molecular oxygen, reduced flavin or flavoprotein as one donor, and incorporation of one atom of oxygen; heme binding; iron ion binding.